AUGAGAGCCACAGCCGCCGCCGCGAAAGAUUUAUUUUUAAAUCUCCCGCCGCCUCCGUCUCGCUGUGGCCAUCAAACCAUCCCAAAGCCACGCGACUUUGGCGGGUCGACACGACAAACGUACACGGCCUCUCGGCAGUGUCGCACCAGCAGCAGCUACAGCAACAACAAAAACGACGACGGCGGUAACACCAACUCACCGUUCUCGUCCAAAGACCAUCGAAAUAUCAAAGAUAAUCUCGAUCUCGAUUUUCCCGCUCACUGUUACGACGACUCUUGCGCGUCGACGCCACACGAAAUUACAACCGAAUCGUAUCCAUUUCGUCGGUACCUAUUCAACUAUUUUCGAUAA
Molecule: messenger RNA, 351 nt
Organism: Macrosiphum euphorbiae (potato aphid)
Lineage: Eukaryota; Metazoa; Arthropoda; Insecta; Hemiptera; Aphididae
Source: the annotation of a GenBank genome assembly